This is a messenger RNA of Myodes glareolus (Bank vole), 2143 nucleotides long. RefSeq names its product protein tyrosine kinase 6 (gene Ptk6). The record is from RefSeq and is a predicted model, not a curated record. Gene Ontology annotation, molecular function: ATP binding; protein tyrosine kinase activity; protein binding. Lineage: Eukaryota; Metazoa; Chordata; Mammalia; Rodentia; Cricetidae. Gene Ontology annotation, biological process: protein phosphorylation.
GCGAGUAUCUAUAAGCAGCUCACAGCUGGCUCUGCCAUCGAGCCUGUCAUGAUGUCUCGGGACAAGGACCACCCGGGCCCUAAGUAUGUAGGCCUUUGGGACUUCAAGGCUCGAACAGGUGAUGAACUGAGCUUUCAGGCAGGAGACCUCCUGCAUGUCACCAGGAAGGAGGAAAAGUGGUGGUGGGCCACCCUGCUGGAUGCGGCAGGCAAAGCCUUGGCUGAGGGCUAUGUGCCCCACGAUUACCUGGCUGAGAAGGAAACUGUGGAGUCUGAGCCGUGGUUCUUUGGUUGCAUCUCCCGCUUAGAGGCCAUGGACAGGCUGCAGGCUGAGGACAACUCAAAGGGAGCCUUCCUGGUCAGAGUCAGCAAGAAGCCAGGAGCAGACUAUGUCCUUUCUGUGCUGGACGCUCAGGCCGUGCGACAUUACAGGAUCUGGAAGGAUGACGUGGGCUGGCUGCACCUGAAUGAGACGGUGUCCUUUCCCGGCCUGUCUGAGCUUGUGGACUACCACAAGACCCAGAGCCUGUCCCAUGGCCUGAAACUGACCAUGCCCUGCUGUAAGCAAAAGACUGAGUCCUCACCCCACUGGGAUGACUGGGAGAGGCCAAGAGAGGAGUUCACGCUCUGUAAGAAGAUGGGGGCCGGAUACUUUGGGGAGGUCUUCGAAGGGCUCUGGAAAGGCCAGAUCCGAGUGGCUGUGAAGGUGAUCUCUAGAGCCAACCUUCUACACCAGCACACCUUCCAGUCUGAGAUCCAGGCCAUGAAGAAGCUGCGGCACAAGCACAUCCUGGCUCUGUACGCUGUGGCAUCUGCAGGGGAUCCUGUCUACAUCAUCACGGAGCUCAUGCCCAAGGGGAAUCUGCUGCAGUUAUUGCGGGACUCCGGUGAGAAAGCCCUGCCUAUUUCGGAACUACUGGACUUUGCAUCACAGGUUGCUGAGGGAAUGUGCUACCUGGAAUCUCAGAAUUACAUCCACCGUGACCUGGCUGCUAGGAAUGUUCUUGUUACAGAGAACAAUCUCUGCAAAGUGGGGGACUUUGGGCUGGCCAGGCUUGUCAAGGAGGACAUCUACCUUUCCCACAACCACAAUGUCCCCUACAAGUGGACGGCACCUGAGGCACUCUCCCGAGGGCGUUACUCCAUCAAAUCUGACGUCUGGUCUUUUGGGAUUCUCCUCUAUGAAAUUUUCAGCAAGGGGCUGGUGCCCUAUCCAGGCAUGUCCAAUCAUGAGACCUUCCUGAGGGUGAAUGCUGGCUACCGCAUGCCAUGCCCCCAGGAUUGCCCACCCAGCAUACACAAGCUGAUGCUCGGCUGCUGGAGCUCAGACCCCAAACAGAGACCUUGCUUCAAGGCCCUGUGUGAGAAGCUCUCCGACACCAGCUGGUAUGAGAACGUGGUCUGAGCUCCUUGGAUAUGGCCAGGACCCAUGGAAGAGGGGCUUCAUGAUUAUCCUGGACCUCCACCGAAGCUGUGCACCAUCCUUCAGCUUGCCGAGAUGAAGGAAUAGCAAACAUACCAGAGAUACCUCAGGUACUCCUUGCUGUAAAGGAAAGAGUGAAGAGGGAGCCAUACUCUUUUCCCAUCUAUCCUCGUCCAGGAGGCAGUCCACAAAAUCCAAGAGGCCAUCCUGGUUUCUCCCUUCCUUCUCCUGUGAAGACUUCAUGUGACAGAGAAGCCAAGAAGGGUCUAAGCAACAGGCCUGUGGAGUUCUUGGCAGCAUAUCCCUUCCAGAGCAUACCUGUCCUUGGCCACUCCUCUGCUCAGUUAUCCACACACUCCCCACCCCUUGGCACCUUAAUUUACAGGCUCUUGUGCCACAGAACAAGCUUUGGAGCUUCAGGUCCUUUCCCUUCAGAGACAGCUGCUUCUGUCCUGAGCUCAUGGGACAGAACACCCUUUGUAGAAAACCACUGACCUCAUGCUCUGCUCCGUCCUCCGUUCGCUUCUUUCUGUUUGGACCUGAGUCUUCCCAGAUGGCUCUGGCCCAAGGCUGCUUUCCCGUCUCCAGUUUCUGGAGCCCAGCCGGACUAUCUGCUCUCUGUCAGCUCCUUAUACGCUUGGACACUAGGGCCCCAGUUCUCAGGGGGUGAGAGUACCCCAAAAGCAUCUACCGGAGGAUGCUUUACUGCAAGUGGGUAUAA